AUGGAUUCGGCCACCAUCGCAACGACCAGCAAGCAUCGCACGGAUAUCGACGGGACCGGCCGGACCGACGGCGUCCCGGUGGCCCUAACCGUGGCCACGACCGUCGCCAACCUGCUGCUAGCCAGCCCGAGCCCGGGCUACGCCGCAACCCCCACCGCCACCACCACCUGGGCCAUCACGACUGAAACUGCCGCCCCGCCGUACCUCGCCUACGGCUCGAACCUGAGCUCUCUACCGUACCUGGAUGCGAAUAGUACCGCGUCGCUGUUCUCCCUCACCCCGGUCAUCGACGCGUCGUCGACACCGGCACCGACCGGUUCGCCGCACGUGACCAUUUCCACGAUCGUGAUCAGCAUCAUCCUGCUGGCCGUGAUCGUCGGCACGGUGAUCGGCAAUGUGCUGGUGUGCGUGGCCGUAUGUCUGGUGCGCAAACUAAGGCGGCCCUGCAAUUAUCUGCUAGUGUCCCUUGCCAUAUCGGACCUGUGCGUGGCCCUGCUCGUCAUGCCGAUGGCACUGCUGUACGAGGUGCUGGAGGAGUGGCGCUUCGGCGAGGUGUUCUGCGACAUAUGGGUAGCGUUUGACGUUCUAUCCUGCACAGCAUCCAUCCUGAACCUGUGCGCCAUCUCGGUGGACCGGUACUGGGCGAUCACGAAACCGCUCGAGUAUGGUGUCAAGCGAACACCGCGACGGAUGAUUGCCUGCAUUGUGCUGGUGUGGUUAGCGGCGGCCUGCAUCUCACUGCCGCCACUGCUGAUCCUCGGCAACGAGCACGAGAUCAACGGACAGCCGGCCUGUUCCGUGUGUCAGAACUUCUUCUACCAGAUCUACGCGACCCUCGGUUCAUUCUACAUCCCGCUCGCCGUGAUGUUGUUCGUGUACUUUCAAAUAUUCCGCGCCGCACGGCGCAUCGUAAUGGAGGAAAAGCGUGCCCAGAAGCGGCUGGAAAGUGCGAUCAACGGUGCGACCCAGGCCGUAACGCAGGAGAAGAAACCACCGGGGCUGGCGGGUGAGAAGGGUGCCGCGGUUAAGGUGACGACCAGCUCGCCCCAAAACAAGCGGCUACGGUUUCAGCUGGCCAAGGAGCGGAAGGCAUCGACCACGCUCGGCAUCAUCAUGUCCGCGUUCACGAUCUGCUGGUUGCCGUUCUUCAUACUGGCGCUAGUGCGCCCAUUCAUGAAGGACGAUCAUCGGACGCUAUCGUCGUUCUUUCUGUGGCUCGGAUACGCCAACUCGCUGCUGAAUCCCAUCAUCUACGCGACGCUGAACCGCGACUUCCGGAAACCGUUCCAGGAGAUCCUGUACUUCCGCUGCUCGAGCCUGAACAACAUGAUGCGAGAGGACUUCUACCACAGCCAGUACGGUGAUCCCGGCUCGCAGCGGUUGGUCAUCACGAACGACGGAGGGGCACGUGAGAGCUUUCUGUGA
This is a messenger RNA of Anopheles marshallii, 1425 nucleotides long. Its product is annotated as 5-hydroxytryptamine receptor 1-like. The coding region runs from base 1 to 1425 and encodes 474 amino acids. NCBI's taxonomy places the organism in Eukaryota, Metazoa, Arthropoda, Insecta, Diptera, Culicidae. The transcript has a single exon. Gene Ontology annotation, biological process: G protein-coupled receptor signaling pathway, coupled to cyclic nucleotide second messenger; chemical synaptic transmission. The record is from RefSeq and is a predicted model, not a curated record. Gene Ontology annotation, cellular component: dendrite; membrane. Gene Ontology annotation, molecular function: G protein-coupled serotonin receptor activity; neurotransmitter receptor activity.